CCUAUUUCUCAUUGGUGAAUGCGGAUCCUGCGAACGGAAUCCUACCUAUUCUCUGAAUGUCGAGCUUGGAUUCAGAUUUGAGGAGAGGCAUUUAUUCAUAUGCAAUUCUGGAUGAAUUCAUCCAAUUGAUCAUUCUCCAUGCCUAAGGUUGGAUGGAUAAUGUUGACCAGCCACUCAACUGGGGAAAGACUACUGUCUGAAAUCUUCCUGCUAAAGGAAUGGAAUUUCCCUGACCUCGCUUUCUAUAUGGCAAAUAGUGUACGCAGGAAUGUCUAUUUACAGUUAAAGACCCUCCAUGAGCUCCAUAACAUCUGUGGGAAUGUAAGGGGCUAAAAUCACACCUCCAAAACAAUUCUUAACUGCAAAGGAUCUAUUGUUCAUUCACGAAUCUGCAGAUAAUCUUCAAAAAUGCCAGAGCAAAGCAACGAUUACCGGGUUGUUGUGUUUGGAGCAGCAGGAGUUGGGAAAAGUUCCUUAGUCCUGCGCUUUGUUAGAGGAACUUUCAGAGAAACAUACAUUCCAACAAUUGAAGAUACAUACAGGCAGGUAAUCAGCUGUGAUAAAAAUAUUUGUACACUUCAAAUCACGGACACCACAGGCAGCCAUCAGUUUCCUGCGAUGCAGAGGCUGUCUAUUUCCAAAGGGCAUGCUUUCAUUCUAGUUUACUCUGUCACAAGCAAACAAUCCAUGGAGGAAUUGCAGCCCAUCUAUGAGCAGAUCUGUCAAAUCAAAGGGAACAUUCAGAACAUCCCUAUCAUGUUAGUGGGAAAUAAGAGUGAUGAGACUCAAAGGGAAGUGGAGACCACUGAAGGAGAAGCUUUGGCCACAAAGUGGAUGUGUUCUUUCAUGGAGACUUCUGCCAAACUCAACUACAAUGUGCAGGAACUUUUCCAGGAGUUGCUUAAUUUGGAAAAGAGGAGGGCAGUGAGUCUCCAAGUGGAUGGAAAGAAAUCUAAACAGCAAAAGAGAAAAGAUAAACUGAAAGGAAAAUGCUCCCUAAUGUGAAACGCAAGCUUUUUAAAUCACAUCUAUUGCAUGGUGCAACCAGGCAUGGAUUUCAUAGAUUUCCUGUGAAAAAGGGGCCACUUUUACACAGAAUGAUUCAUUUCCUAACAACCUAUGAGACAGAUAAAACAAGUCUUAUAUCAGUCCUCAUCAUAAUGAAUCAAAUUUCAGCAUCAAAUCCCGUCACUGAUGGAUUGCCCUAUCAGCUUAGGUUGUCAGUUAAAAAAGACAUGCUUCUUGCAUUUUCACAUUUAAAUCAUAAUUUCCAUAUGCACAUGGUUAAUGCAACAAAAUAAAUUAAAAUUUUAUCUGCAUGAAUAUUGACUGGAUAAUUCUUAUUUUGCCACAGAACAAAUAUUUUGCAUAAAAGUAAAAUGAUUCAAAUACACUUGAUUGUUGACAAAUUAAAUGCAUUUAAUGUUUUAUUUAUUUCUCUUUUCAAUUUUUAAUUUUGUUCCUUCAAGGCAGUAACUUGCCCUGAUCAUACCACAGCAUUGAUGCACUCCCCUGCCUGGAUGAAUUAACCAUUCUUCAUGCAUCAAUUAGACAACCGGUAUUGGCAUGAUGUUUGAACAUUCUGGACAUUAACGUCUACUACUGUCCUCAUCAACAGUCAUAGAUCUGCAUAUUUCAACAAGGGCAACUAUAGCCAGAACUGAGAAUAUGGUCACAGGUCAAAGGAGUGGCUGUGGUACUCACAUGAGCCCCAGUUAUACCUGUCUCUGUGUGAUAUGUGGAACAUUCCUUGUUUCUGUCCCACUCCAGCCCCCUCCCACAACCCUUUCUCCAGUACAUUGAUGACAUCAUCAGUGCUGUUUCCCUUUGUCAUCUGGAAUUUGAAAAAUUCAUUCUGGAUUAGUGGUGCUGGAAAAGCACAGCAGUUCAGGCAGCUAUUUUGCAUCCAAUUUCCAUUCUGCUCUCAUCUUCAUGGUCCAUCUCUGACUCUUCCUUUCCUUCCUUGACAACUCUUUUACGAUGGGGGAUAGGCUGGCCACUGACAUCCACUAUAAACCCACUGACUCGCACAGUUAACUUGACUAUACAUUCUCACACCCUGCUUCCUGCAAAGACUAUUCAAUUCUCCUAAUUCCUCCACCUCCAUUGCAUUUGUUCUGACGAUGCCACCUUCGACAAGGGGACCUCCAAAAUGUCCGCUUUCCACCUUAACUGAUGAUUCCCCACCACCAUGAUUGACAGGGACCUCAACUGGGUCUGAUCCGUCUUUCGCACUUCAGUCCUCCCUCCUUCUCUUCCCUCCCACAAUAGCGAUAGAGUCCCCCUAAUUCUCACCUAAUAUCCAACCAGCAUCCACAUCCAAAGGAUCAUUAGUUGCCUUUUCUGCCACCUUCAGUGAGAUUCCACCACCAUAAACAUAUUGUCCUCCCCUCCCUUGUCAGCUUUCCGUAGGGACUGUUCUCUCCAGAACACCUUGGUUCACUCCUCUGCCUCCACAGCACCUUCUCAUGCAAUCACAGAAAGUGCAACAUCAGCCUGUUUACUUUCUCCCUCCUCACUAUCCAAAGCCUCAGGCACACCUUCCAGGAUUUAUCUGCACUUUACUGAAUUUAGUCUACUGCAAUUGCCGCUCACAAUGUGGUCUCCUCUAUAUUGGGGAAAUGAAGUGCAGACUGGGUGACUGCUUUGCUGAAUACCUACAUCCUGUUUGCAGAAAUGACCCCAGACCUCCAGUUGCCUGCCAAUUUCAACACACAACUGUAUUCCCUGACCAACAUAUCUCUCACGGUCUCACUGCAGUGCUCCAGUGAAGCUCAGCUGAGUUUUCUCAGCUCAGAGAAAACAGCACCUUAUUUUGGGAACUCUGCAGCCUUCUGGACUCAACAUCAAGUUAAACAAUUUUAUGAUUUGAGGCAUCUUCUCCCAUGCCCUUACCCCAACUCCCACACGCCAGACCUUGUUAUCACAUGGGCUACCACCACAAACAAUCCAUUCUCAGUUGCUUAUGGUCCCCAUUAACAGAUAUUCAUUAUCCUACGCUCUCCUAUACCUGUUCCCUUGUCUGCCAACUGUUUUUCUCUCUCUUUUCAUCACCUAUUGUUUAGUCACUUCUCACCCUCACCCUCCCCCAAUGCCAUCUUCUGCA
This is a messenger RNA of Chiloscyllium plagiosum (whitespotted bambooshark), 3106 nucleotides long. RefSeq names its product GTP-binding protein Di-Ras2-like. The record is from RefSeq and is a predicted model, not a curated record. Gene Ontology annotation, molecular function: GTPase activity; GTP binding. Lineage: Eukaryota; Metazoa; Chordata; Chondrichthyes; Orectolobiformes; Hemiscylliidae. Gene Ontology annotation, cellular component: membrane. Gene Ontology annotation, biological process: signal transduction.